Molecule: messenger RNA, 1605 nt
Organism: Endocarpon pusillum Z07020
Lineage: Eukaryota; Fungi; Ascomycota; Eurotiomycetes; Verrucariales; Verrucariaceae
Exons: 1
Coding region: 1-1605 (534 amino acids)
Source: RefSeq, a predicted model, not a curated record
AUGUCUACCGUCUCCGACGACUCUUCAGGCGAGUGGCUCGUUCACCCUUCUGGAAAUGACCAGGCCCCCCCAUAUACUGAGAUGCCGGAAAGUCCUGAAGCGCCUGAACCGUCUGAAGCGGUAUAUGAGAUACUGGAAUUCCUGCCAUAUGAGUUAAUCCAGCUGGUCGUCUUGCAUGUCAGCACGAUCAAAGAUCUUCAUUCUCUAGCUCUCGUCAACAAGCUCUUCAACAAGAUUUUCCAUGAAGUGGCAGAGCCUCGAAUCUACAAAGACAUCUUGAUACGCACGGGCGGGCAAGCAGAGAAGCUCGCCUACGCUGUCAUGAGCAGGCCCGCUCGAGCCACCUUGAUCCGAAACCUGCAGAAUGCGUGUCAAUACCGCCACUUCGACGGCCUACCAGAGCUCGCCAAGGUGGUCCCUAUGAUGACCAAACUGGAAGACCUGGUAGUCGAGACGCCAGACUGCAACUCGGUGGACCCAGUUGACCGCCUGCCCUGGGUUGCGCAACAACUAGAAUACAACAGACUCUUCGUCAAAGCUGCGCAGCCUAGUAGCAACAUCCUCCCAAAACUUCGCUCAUGCACUCUUCACUUCGUUGACAGGGACAGUUCGCUGUACCACCUCGGCCCCUACUCUAUCAUCUUCCUCCACCCUGUCCUCACCCAUCUCACCAUAUCCUGCGCCAACAUCGACCCACCGGCACAUCUGCAUCCCAAACUCCAGGGAGACAACCUCAUCAACACCACUCCGCUCAACACUCUCAACCUCAUCGAGUGCGACAUCGACCCAUCGGGCCUCUACCACCUCCUCCGCCUCCCCCGUCGUCUCACAUCCCUCGCGCUAACCGAAGCAAACCACUACGCCCGCUACAUCCACGAUCACUACUACUCCGGCCUCACCUCGCCCCGCGCCCUCCACCCGAUAGCCACAUUCCAACCCCAGCUGCAGCACCUCCGCGUCGCGCGUACCCGUUCGAAUAUAGGUUACCUCCUCUCCGUCCCACCUCUAGAUCUAAACCCCUUCCCAAAUCUCCAGUCCAUAGAAUUCUCUCAUGUGCAAAACCCACGCGCGACCACCCUUGAAGCACCGAGUUGGUGUGACCUGGUGCAUCGCGCUGGACCCCAAAUGAACACGGGAAACCUGGACACAACGACGAUGCUAACAUACUCCGAGGUACCACGCCAAUGGUGGGAGAACAUGAUCCAAUUCUUUAAAUGUGCGUUCCGCAACAAAAGCUCUCACGGCAUCGGAAGCUUGAAAACGUUGAAGCUGAUCUUGAUCGAUGAUGAGUUGCUGCUUGGGAUGCGGGACAUGGCAAGGAGGCUGAGGGCGACGGAGCAGCAGAUUAGGAAGGAUAAAGUGGCGAGGGUGAGGCGGUUGGUUCGAGAGUUGGGUCAUUUAGGUAAGGAAAAGAACGUUGGAGUGAGAGUGGUGGUGGAGUGGGUCAGACCAAAUGGCAAGACUAUUCCUCCAUAUCUUGUGGGUGAGGAUGUGCCGGAGGUGCGAGGUGAGUAUGACUCGGCGGAAUGUGAAGGAGAAGGAUAUGGUUGUUGCUUGAGAAGCAGAGAUCUCGCCAUUCCUGGCUCGAAUCUCGGCCAGACUUGA